Clonostachys solani is the source of this 1683-nucleotide messenger RNA. NCBI's taxonomy places the organism in Eukaryota, Fungi, Ascomycota, Sordariomycetes, Hypocreales, Bionectriaceae. The record is from the annotation of a GenBank genome assembly.
AUGGGCCCAAAGUUGGAGCCGGUCGAAAAUGCCAGGCCGAUCAGCUCUCCUCUGCCGAGCAACGAUGAGGUCCCAUACCGUAGCCCAAGCGAGGAAGUCCCGCCCGAGAUUCCGGCCCAGCGUGAUCAUAUACAACCACCGCAAAGAGUGUCCACAGAAGCGGCACUCUCGCUUGAGUCCGUCGUAUGGGGCAGCCAUCAAGCCGUGGUAACAAAGACAGCACGAUCGUUUGGAAGUGUUGGGGUUUCUAUGGAAAGUGAUUUCGUCCGAGCGUACCAUGAGCAGAUCAUCAUUAAUCUGCACCGUGAGAAUGUGGCAUGGAUGCACAACGUUGUGCAUCUGCAUACUUUCGAACAGGAGUGCUCCGAGGUGCAGUGGGAGCAGGAACCCCCUCCUGGAUCCUGGUGCGCGCUGUACUAUGCCACCAUGAGUGCAGGAUUCUACUACAUGACCAAAGAUAUUGAGCAACGACAUAACAUUGACGAAGCGUUAUCCUUGGCAAAGUUCUUUUAUAGGAAGGCACUCAACUCAUUGCAUGAGAUAGACUUCAUGGCCAAUCCUUCUCUUCACGUCCUCCAAGCAAUUUGUAUGUUUGUGCCAUGCGGAUAUGCGUUUGGAGACACGCGCAGAAUGAUCACGUUACUGUCGUCUGCCUGUUGUAUUGCUCAGCUCAUGCAGUUACACAAUCUAGAAGAGCAACCACCUGGCGAACGGACGGCCGGACACAUCAUGCAACACGAGAUCAAGAAGCGAGUUUGGGCGUUUCUUGUCAUACAAGACUCUUACCUCGUUUCAUUCAAGCAUACCUACAGUAUUCAGCUAACCCACUCUCAAACGCCUCCCCCGCUGAACUGCUCUGAAUCUCUGGAUGGCCUAGUCGUGGGUGGCCAGUUAAAGAUACUACCAGCCUCACAACCGACACAAACCAGCUAUAUGCUCCUACAACUGAAGCUUACAAACCUCAAAAGAGAUUUAUUUGAUGAAAUAUCCUCAUGUGCCAACAUCUCCCCUGAGCUGCAAUUCAACAUGGUACUGCAGACUGACGAGAGGAUGAUGGCACUUCGACGGGAUCUACCAUCUUGGAUGAAGUCCGAGGGUCUUCCUACACAAACCCCAAUCUUCGUCCAGUCUCAAUGGCGCACAUUCCGCAUCUCGUAUGCUCACAUGAUAAUGUCGAUCCAUCGUACUUUCUUUUGCCUGUCUUUCAGCGACAAAAAGUACUGCUACUCUCAGAUCGCAUGCCUGGGUGCUUCACACAUGCUGCUGAAGACCUAUCUAGACACGGCAGGCUGUGGGCUAGUAGAGAGUUGGACCAUCCCUGCAAACCUCCUAAGCUCUUGUAUCUUUCUAUCAUUGAAUCUUUUCCUUUCCGGUUGCAAUGAUGGAUUCGAUCCUCAUGUGUCAAAAUCACACUUUGAGGACCGAGGGAUCAUUCUUCAAGCUUUACAACAUAUAGAAACAUCAGGACCAUUUAAUCAGAUGGUUAAACGAGGAGGUAUUGUAAUCAGACGGCUAUUGGAAACGAAGCAUGAAGAGAGGUCUCCCGGAGUGUCCUUUACUAGCGACGAGAUCACUGCUUUGGUCCGGGAGGUUGAGAACACAAUGCAAGAGGAUGACUCGGAGACUAUGGGAAUAUUUAACUUGACGUUUGAUGAAUUCCUCGACUUUUCUGUUAAUAGCUGA